Messenger RNA from Brassica rapa (field mustard), 2141 nucleotides. Its product is annotated as PAMP-induced secreted peptide 1. The record is from RefSeq and is a predicted model, not a curated record. Gene Ontology annotation, biological process: defense response. NCBI's taxonomy places the organism in Eukaryota, Viridiplantae, Streptophyta, Magnoliopsida, Brassicales, Brassicaceae.
AUCCAUACGUUGCAAUAACUAAUAUGGCCUCUCCAAAACAGCCUUGUAAAUAUAUACAAAUGAAUAAACACAUGCACAAGUUGACUGACAACUAACUAACGGUUAAAGAGAGAGUGAGUGAGCAGAAAACCCUAUAGACUGUGUUUUUGUGAGGAGAUGAAGGAGGCGAAGACCUCACGAUGUGUGGGUGAGAGAGAGAGUGAAUUUUUAAGGAGGAGCUGAAGUUUGGGACAUGAGACGGGCCGACAAAUAAUAUGUUUUCUGAUCUUUGGACGGUCUGAUAUAAGGUUUACUUAAUGGGAUAAUUCUUGUAAUGAGAUCUAUAGGAAUUUGAAAUUAACUUUUGUUUACUUCACAAACUAAAUCAUUCUGUGAGUUUUCUUUAUUUUAAAAUAAAUAAUGGAUAUUUUAUAGUCCAAUAUGAUAUGUUUUGAUUUUUCGGGAAGAAAUCCAAAAUUUUCUGGGUUAUACAAAAAUAAAAUAAAAAAUACGCAUGAACUUUGAAAAAAACUUUGCGUCGUCGGACUUUUACUAGUUUGGUAGCACGAGCAUAUAUCCCUUGCACUAUGACAAGUCAAGUUCUCAUGUUUUGAAUGCAUCCAGCUUUCUUUAAAAUCAACAGUCUUAGAUGCACACAUUAUUAGAAAAAAACUGUUGAAAUAUAUGAAUAGAUAUGCUUGUGUGACUAUAAGCUAGUUAUCAUUUUCAAACUAUUAAAUUAUUACAUGCAAACCACACGAGAUUCCCAAGUAUUUAAACAUGCAAACUUGGCUACCAAACACUUAUUUGUUUAUUUGUAAUCAUCCAAAUUCUCACUAGAUAAACGUAUACCUAAUAACACAAUAUGCAUGCGUAAUUUUUAUAUUACGCAUCAAUGGUUCAGCCUACUUACAUCUGUAAUGUGUUAUUAAUUCAAUGUUUUCCCUCAACCUAAACUGGUAAGAGAGUUAUUUAGGUGAAACUGUGAAUUGGUCCUCUUGCGGUACUUCAAUUAGUCAAACCGUGACUUACGCGUUUGGUUUCAAAACACAGACUUUUCAGAACAAAAGCAAGCAUGUGUUUUCUUUUGUGAUAUAAAUGUUCAAAAUCAUCGGCACCAUAAUAUUUCGUUGGUUUGUAAUUUAUUUUAAUAUAUAAGGGUAAAAUUUUAAAUAUAUAAUUUAAUAGGUUAUAGUAUAAAAUAAUCAUUGCAAGGUAAACUUAUGCUGUGAUUCUGUCUCAUUAGAAAAGAAACUAAAAUUUGAUAAAAAAACCAUAUGAAUAUGAAUGAUGAUAAUAUAUUUUGAAAAUUGCAUUUUAGAGUUGAAAACUAGAUGUAUACAAUUAUAACCGCGUAAAAGAAUUUUUAGCACAACAAUGAUACCAAUGUUAUGGGGUAUCAAUGUAAUUUACACAUGGUACUGUUAUUAAGCGACCCGUUCAAAUCAUACUACUUGGUCAACACGUCAAACGCGAUAUGGCGCCGGUAAAAUCCGACCUAAGUGUUGAACUCUUGUAUCUUCAUGACCUCUUCCUCGUAACUAAAGUAUAUAUAUAUACACAUACUUCCUCUCAUUUAACAACAUAAACAUAACUUCUUAACCAAACAAACAAAAAGAAAAGCUUUUCCCCCUGAGAAACAAUAGUUUAUUACCUGACUACUUCGAAGCUCCUUUUUUUUGUCGGUACAACGUAAACAAGAGAAAGCAAAAUCAAAUGAGGAGAGUUAGCUGGUCUACUGUUUUGAUCGUGGUGAUGAUAGUGUCGUUGUUGGUGGUAGAACACGUGGUGCUUCCCGCAGAGGCAGGGAGGGUUCUAACGGAGAAGUUGGGAGACGGAAGUGCGACAGUGAUAAGGGUGGAGAGGAUGAAGUCAACGGUGGAUUACUGGUUUCAGCGUUUGGCUUCGGGUCCGAGUCCAAGUGGUCGCGGCCAUUAAAUUAGUUUUUUUUCUUGCUGGAGGUGAUCCAUUAGCGUCGAUAUAGCAUAUGAUUACCAAAACAAAACCGUCAAAAACUGUAUCACAUUCAUUUAUUUUUUUGUUCCAUUUUUUCAUCCUGUAGGAAAAAAAUUCAAAAAACAAAACCAUCGUUAUACAUGUACAUAACCUUACUGUUGUUGGUUGUUAAUUCAGUAAGAACUUUUGUAAUCACUUUUAUGAGA